AUGGAGCACAUAGCCGGGUUUACUAAAAAAUACUCCGAUAAAGUGCUAAAGCAGACAGAACUACAUAUAACGCCUGUUGGACAACAAUCUUACGUAGUAUAUAGUAGUUUGUCGGCGUCAGCGGUCAUAGCCGAUGAUAAUGAAAAUUAUCGGAGAGCUCGCCCUAGUGGGCGCUAUCGCAUCAGUUUUCAUUGUAGCCGCUCAAGGGUUGGCAGCUGA
Arctia plantaginis is the source of this 219-nucleotide messenger RNA. The record is from the annotation of a GenBank genome assembly. Lineage: Eukaryota; Metazoa; Arthropoda; Insecta; Lepidoptera; Erebidae.